AUGAGCAAAUAUCCAAUUGCUAACGUUGCAGUUGCUGUCGUGAGAGGAGACUCUACUGUUAAGGGAAUUGUUACUUUCGAGCAGGCUUCCGAGUCUGAACCAACCACCGUUUCGUGGGAAAUCACAGGUAACGAUCCAAAUGCUCUGAGAGGCUUCCACAUCCAUCAAUUCGGUGAUAACACCAACGGUUGCACUUCUGCUGGACCACACUUCAACCCAUUCGGCAAAAACCACGGUGCACCAGAAGACUCCGAGAGACACGUCGGUGACCUUGGUAACAUUACCACCGAUGCCAACGGGGUUGCUAAGGGUGCUAAGCAGGACAGUCUAAUCAAACUGUUUGGUGAAAACUCCAUUUUGGGAAGAACUGUCGUUGUUCACUCUGGUACCGAUGACUUGGGUAAGGGUGGCCACCCAGACUCUUUGAAGACUGGUAAUGCCGGUGGCAGACCAGCCUGUGGUGUCAUUGGCUUCUCUUCCUAA
Ogataea haglerorum is the source of this 483-nucleotide messenger RNA. RefSeq lists its product as uncharacterized. Lineage: Eukaryota; Fungi; Ascomycota; Pichiomycetes; Pichiales; Pichiaceae. Gene Ontology annotation, biological process: removal of superoxide radicals. The coding region runs from base 1 to 483 and encodes 160 amino acids. The transcript has 2 exons. Gene Ontology annotation, molecular function: superoxide dismutase activity; copper ion binding. The record is from RefSeq and is a predicted model, not a curated record.